AAAACUGUCUGUGAAGAAGAAGCGCCAUCUAAGGCACGCAGGCAGGCAGUAAACACAAGCCAUGUAAUUUUACUGUUUUUUUUACAUAAUGGAAGUUUUCGGGAGCAACUUUGAUGACUCAGUAUUUGAAGAAUCGCGAAACAGAGAUUUAUCUACAGAUCUUCCGACAUACACUCCUAAAACCUGCGAGCCAGAGUGGUUUUAUCACUGUGAAAAAUUCAAAGACGAGCUAGACGAACAGAAAACCAUAAAGUUCCGGGCAGAUCUGAAAUAUAGACAAAAACAAUAUCAGGAAGCUAUAAAGGAAUACACAGCAUGCCUUCUUCUGGUGCCUAAUAACAAUCUGUCUAUGAAAAGAGAUGUGUUGGAGGGAAUGGCACGGUGCUACAGUCAUCUAGGAAAUAACAGACAGGCCCUAGAGAUCUGUGAGAAACUGAGAAAUGAGGUGACCAACACCUGCCACCUGACUUGCAUCCUACACCUGGAACACAGCAUCCACGAGAGCUGCGGAGACGUGAAGAGCGCAAUCUCUUGUCUAAAACAGCUUUGCUCUAUUCAUCCAUUCAACCCUUGGCACUGGAUGAACCUGGCUAUGAGCUAUCAAAGACUGUUGGAAGCAUCCACCUCUAUUAAAGAGCUGAAAGAAACGUCACAGAUGGCACAAGCCUUUAUUCAGCAGCAGGAGGAGGAGACGGAGGUGCAGCUGAAGGCCUGCAUGUGUUUUAUUAGAACAAGGCUGCUGAUUGAAAUCCUGAAAAUUCAGCAGUUCUCGUUUGUCCUGGAAAGGAGCAGGAAAACCCUUCAGGCCAUUGAGGCGUCACUGAAGAAGAUGCAGCUCGAAGAGGAAACACUUCUACUCAUUUCUGAGGUGAUGGCCAAAGAUUUGAACCCAGAGAAGAUGCGUGAAGAGAAGCAGGAUGGUGAAGGUUUAUUGGGUCUGACCAUUAAGGACUUUGAGAAAAGGUGGUGGAACAAAAUACAUGCCUCCAUGCUGAUGAAAGAGAAUACAGAUUUAUCGAGUGAUAAGGAAAUGGAGACGGGGUGAACAUCAAGGAUUUUAAUAUAAAAAUGGAUUUGAAUGUUGUAGGUUUUAAUGGUAUGGUGUUAUAAAGAAUGCUUUGUGAUUUUACAAAUAAAAAUUUUAAAUAUUUA
Messenger RNA from Tachysurus vachellii, 1152 nucleotides. RefSeq lists its product as uncharacterized. The coding region runs from base 89 to 1045 and encodes 318 amino acids. The record is from RefSeq and is a predicted model, not a curated record. Gene Ontology annotation, molecular function: protein binding. Lineage: Eukaryota; Metazoa; Chordata; Actinopteri; Siluriformes; Bagridae. The transcript has 6 exons.